UUAUUUCAACUCUAACACAAACCCCAGUUGUACAUUUUACCCUAAACCUAACAAUCUAAUAUAAUGUCUACAUUUGGAGACCUUGUGGGGACCAGUUUGUCAGGUUUGACUUAUUAUCUAUGUGGGGACUUCUGUUCCCCACUUGUAUUGUUAAACUUCAAUCACACACACACACACACACACACACACACACACACACACACACACACAAACCUCUAUGGAUGUAGUGUUUGGAGAAAGUGUUUCCUCCAUCCCCAACACUUCCCUCCGCCCCUUUCCAUCGCUCCACUAUCACGCCCUCUUCUCCUCCCUCCACUCCACCCCCUACUGCUUUAAUUCCUCCAAUCCUCUUUGUAGGACUGACAUCUGCUACUGUCACAAACAGCAUUAAGCCAGGAGAGGAGUUGAGGAGAAAGAGGUUGUCAUUCUCAGGAACAAACAGAUCUUCCGCUUCCACUAGCUCAUCUCCCAAGUCUCACCAGGCCACAGUGGGGCUGCUUUCCCCUCUCAGCACCUCUCUCCACCCGCCGUGUUGCGGCUCUCAUCCCUGCCUGGAACCAGGGGACACCCAGGGGACACCCAAGGGACACCCAGGGGACAUCAGGGGACACCCAGGGGAAACCCAGGGGACACCCAGGGCACAUCCAGGGGCACUAACGCAGCCUCACCCAGAACCGAAAACUCCAUCUGUCCUCAUCAGGUUCCUCCUGAGUCUACAGCGUGAGCCACCCUCCCUGCUUCAACCUUACAGCGAGAGGUGUGUGUGUGUCUGUGUUUGUGUGUGAGAGAAGUGUCAACCCUUAAGGCCUUAACCCUGGAUUUCUCUGAGAUGGAGGAUCAAGGGUAUGACCGGUUUGGUGAAGGUGACUCUGACACCUACCAGAUCGACUACCGCCGUAUCGUCGGCGACACUGAACCCGCCAGACCACGCCUCUUGCCCCGCGACGGGGAACACGCACAUCCCAGCACCAGCCUGCAUGGGUCAUACACACACACCAACCCUCACAUCCAUGGCCACGAGACGGCCGCACAACGCUACAGUGCCACACGCAUCCAAGCUGGUUACGAACCGGAGAGCAUGGCUGAUUACUUGAUCAGUGGUGGGACAGGUUACGUUCCUGAAGAUGGACUGACGGCUCAGCAGCUCUUCUCUAUCGGGGAUGGACUCACAUACAAUGAUUUUCUGAUCAUGCCUGGUUUCAUAGACUUUGUCUGUGAUGAAGUGGACCUAACCUCAGCUCUGACCAGGAAGAUCACACUGAAGACUCCUCUUAUUUCCUCUCCCAUGGACACAGUCACUGAGUCCUCCAUGGCCAUCGCUAUGGCACUCAUGGGAGGAAUUGGCAUCAUGCACCAUAACUGUACUCCAGAGUUCCAGGCAAACGAAGUCCGGUUGGUCAAGAAAUUUGAGCAGGGUUUCAUCACUGACCCAGUGGUGAUGAGUCCUCACCACACAGUGGGAGACGUGUUUGAAGCCAAGGUCCGCCACGGCUUCUCUGGCAUCCCCAUCACAGAGACUGGCAAGAUGGGCAGCAAGCUGGUGGGCAUCGUCACCUCCCGAGACAUCGACUUCCUCUCAGAGAAAGACCACAACAUACCACUGGAAGAGGCCAUGACAAAGAGGGAAGAUUUAGUAGUUGCACCAGCUGGCGUCACAUUGAAAGAGGCCAACGACAUCCUGCAACGCAGCAAGAAAGGUAAACUGCCCAUAGUGAACGACAGCGAUGAGCUAGUGGCUAUCAUCGCCAGGACAGACCUGAAGAAGAACAGAGACUACCCUCUGGCUUCUAAAGACUCCCGGAAACAGCUGCUUUGUGGAGCCGCCAUUGGAACUCGGGAGGAGGACAAAUACAGACUGGACCUGCUGAUGCAGGCUGGGGUGGACGUGGUGGUGCUGGACUCCUCCCAGGGGAACUCUGUCUAUCAGAUUAACAUGAUCAACUACAUCAAACAGAAAUACCCUGAACUGCAGGUGGUGGGGGGAAAUGUGGUGACUGCAGCGCAGGCUAAGAACCUGAUCGAUGCGGGUGUGGAUGCCUUGAGGGUGGGGAUGGGCUGUGGCUCCAUCUGCAUCACCCAGGAAGUGAUGGCGUGUGGGCGUCCCCAGGGUACAGCAGUGUACAAGGUGGCAGAGUAUGCCAGGCGCUUCGGGGUGCCCGUCAUUGCAGAUGGAGGCAUUCAAACGGUUGGACAUGUGGUCAAAGCUCUGGCUCUCGGGGCAUCCACAGUCAUGAUGGGGUCAUUGCUUGCGGCAACAACGGAGGCACCAGGGGAGUAUUUCUUCUCCGACGGCGUGCGACUGAAGAAGUACCGUGGAAUGGGCUCCUUGGACGCAAUGGAGAAGAACAGCAGCAGCCAGAAACGCUACUUCAGUGAGGGGGACAAGGUUAAGGUGGCCCAGGGAGUAUCAGGGUCUGUGCAGGAUAAAGGGUCCAUCCAUAAGUUUGCCCCCUACCUCAUCGCAGGCAUACAACAUGGCUGCCAAGACAUUGGAGCCAAGAGUCUCUGCAUACUGCGCUCUAUGAUGUACUCUGGGGAGCUGAAGUUUGAGAAGAGGACCAUGUCAGCCCAGGUUGAGGGGGGAGUACACGGACUCCACUCAUAUUCUUUUGUGCCAUUUAUGAGAAGCGCUUACACUGAGGGAGGUGGUAGAGGGAGUUCAAGAGCAGCACCCAGUGUACCUGCCCCAGCAGCCACCACACACAAUGGAUACAUGUGACCUACCUACAACCACUGCUCAACCUCCACCCAACCUCGUCUACCCUAACUCAAUUCUAGCAUCACAGACCCCACAGACCCCACCACUCUCUCUCUCUGUUUCCAUGCUUUACUGGGACUGCAGAGCAGAUCUAGGUUCAAAUACCAUUAAAUUGUUUAAUGUUAAUUACUUUUGUAUUCAAUUCAAAGUAAGUAUUUUUACAUAUAUUUAUUUUGAAACAACAAGUACAGUAGUUUCAUAUUUGAAUGUUUGAAUUUGGAAGCACCCUUGGAAAAACGGAAAUCCCCUCCCAUGUAUUUCACCAAUAAAUUUGAAAAUAGUGCUUAAAAUAUGUAUUUUAAAAUACUUUGAAAUUCAGUUUGGUAAAAUAUUACUUUCAUACUCAAAUGAAGCCGUUCUUUUGGGCUGUGUAUUUGAAAUAACAAAACUAAGCAGAUAUAAAAUGUUCAUACCAGAUACUAAAAAAUUAUUUGAGCCUAGGACUGCCAUAGUUACUUUUUACCUCUUACCUGAUUGAUAAUAUGACAUAAUCAGCAACACUAUGGACUAUUGCUAAUGGCCAUGUGUUCUGUGUCAUGGCACAGAACCAGUGGGCUGGAUAAGGUACUGUAUGGAGCCAGUGUAGAACUGGGACAACCUGUGUGCUGGGAGAAAAUUAUUCCUCUGUCAGCUGGUGUAAUUUCCCCCCGGAACUCUUUAGGCUUAUACCAGUUUUGGUUGAUUUUGGUCCUAGUUUUCAGGUGUGUUUGAAGGUUUGUGAAAUAGCCUAGAGGUCUGUCAGUGUGGCUCUGUAGAGAAAACCAAAGCUACUGAACCUUAAAUCAGUGAUGACCACAGCGCCUUAAGACUGAACAUGGAGUCUGUGGCUAGUCUAGUCAGGCUUUCAGUGGGUCGUCAUUAGUUCAGAAGAAAUUAGUCACAUUAGACCACAUACUGUUUUGUCUUUGUGUGAAGUUCACCCCUAGGAUGCAUCUUUCUGAUGACAGGAUGAUUGUACAGUGAGAAAUCAACUGGCCGAAAUGUUUAUUUUAUUCUGUUCUAAUGUUAAUAAUGGGGUGUUUGCAUUAGUGUUGGUUAGCUGUUUGUCCAUUGUGUACUAUUUCCAUUUUUCAUAUUAUUUUCAUAUUAUCAGCUAUUGUUUGCAUGUAGCUCACAGGAUGACUACAGAUGUCUUUAGCAAUGGGAUAGGCAGAAACAUUAACAAUAUUGCAUCAGAAAGUUUACAUAAAAUAUAACUAGCACAUCAGUUAUAUCCACAAUAUCUAGCUAGAAUUAAUAAAUAGUUUGAGCCCUUUUGAUUUAAUCAUGUCAGCACACUCAAUUGAUACACCACCUGAUUGUUUACAUAUGGAAGAAUGUGCAGAUUUGCACUGAUAUAUAUAUAUAUAUAUAUAUACACUCA
This is a messenger RNA of Esox lucius (northern pike), 4121 nucleotides long. RefSeq names its product IMP (inosine 5'-monophosphate) dehydrogenase 1a (gene impdh1a). The record is from RefSeq and is a predicted model, not a curated record. Gene Ontology annotation, molecular function: IMP dehydrogenase activity. Gene Ontology annotation, cellular component: cytoplasm. Bases 830 to 2719 code for a protein of 629 amino acids. The transcript is spliced from 17 exons. Gene Ontology annotation, biological process: GTP biosynthetic process. NCBI's taxonomy places the organism in Eukaryota, Metazoa, Chordata, Actinopteri, Esociformes, Esocidae.